AUAGAAUCGAAUAAACAUCGAUUUUGUUCCACCUCUAUUUCGCACGGAAUUUGUUUGUCAUUCAACAAGAUUUUUUGUAAAUCACUUGAUUUUUCUUCAAAAAGCUUGAAAUAUACAAAACUAGAGACAAGAUGUACCAGCCAUCCCUGAAAGUUCAGCCCUCUGAGGUGUCCGUACUGAAUGCCACCGGCCGUGUGGGAAUGCCCACGGAGGCCAAUUGCCUCAACCAACUGGCCCACGUCCACCGGCUGCGCGACUCGGAACUCAACUACAACGAGCACCAGUACAACCUCAACAUGCAGAUGCUGCGCAACCGCGAGGGUCUCGGUGUGCCCCUCAAAAUGGGAAUGGAGCGCUUCGCCGCCCGGCAGGUGGGCCGCCUGCCCUUCCUGCAGUCCAGCAACUUCAUGGACGACGUUUUGACUGGUCGCGUUGACUCCAUCGGUUUUGAGGACUUCAUGAAUCUUCCAGAGUACAGCGAGCAAAUGCGUCAGCCCCACGCUGUGGUGGAGAAAUCUCUUGGAAUUCACCUAUAAAUCUUUUAAAACAUAGUUGCUUAAAUGCCUGGCAUUCAACAUACACAUUCUAAGACUUUAAAUUGAGCAAAUAAAAUUUAUUUUCGAGCCCCGGUUAAAGGUAAA
This is a messenger RNA of Drosophila subpulchrella, 641 nucleotides long. It is a transcript of the gene Pomp, whose product is annotated as proteasome maturation protein. Lineage: Eukaryota; Metazoa; Arthropoda; Insecta; Diptera; Drosophilidae. Gene Ontology annotation, biological process: proteasome assembly. The transcript has 3 exons. The coding region runs from base 132 to 536 and encodes 134 amino acids. The record is from RefSeq and is a predicted model, not a curated record. Gene Ontology annotation, cellular component: cytoplasm; nucleus.